AUGGGAGGGUUGUGCAAAGUGGGUGUGGUUCUGGCUAUAAACAUUUUCCGAUUAUAUACUUAUCUGCGGUUUCUCUUCAAAGAUAUACUUUCGUUUGACUCAUCUUCAUUUUAUAUCGACACACACAAUUCACUUAUGGCUAUGUCUGCUCCAACAAUUGACAUCUCACAAUACGAAGUCUCAAUAGUCAAACAAGCUUGGCUUGCAUUGAACUUGUUUCAAAAUUAUCAUAAACUAAACAGCAGUAGUAAGAACGGUGGUCCUAAAUUAAUCAAUAACGAGUUCCAACUACAUGAAUUUCAACAAGGUUUAGCAACAAAGAUUUAUGAAAAAUUAACCACAAAGGACCUGGAUUCUUCGAGUUUCAUUUCGGGGACAAAUGUUUUCGACAAUGAUUUAUUUGGCAGUAACCAACCGACAUCACUAACCGAUUCCGAAAUUGAUGAAAUUGUCAAUGAUUAUCAAAUUGAACCAUUACUUCAAUUCAUCACCAUCAUGAUCAAUUAUCUCGAGUUCAAUAUGAUCCAACCUGGCGAAUCAAUGAUUAAUCUUUCCAAGAAAAACGUUCGAUUAUAUGGAAUGUCAUCAACAAACUAUCAACUUUUUGGGGAAUGUUUAAUUCAAGCCAUGGUUGACAAAUUAUCAAUUACUGAUGCAAGUAAAUUCCAGGGUGAAGAACAAUUUAUUUUUAAUAAAUUCUUGUCUCAAGUAUUGAGCUUUUUGGUGUGCUAUAGUAAGGAAUCAACGGUUACACUACCAAACGACGCCUCCUCAUCAACAACAAGAAACAAUGAGAAACCACCGGUACCAGAGAAAGAUGCUGUAAAUUACCCGGUUCCAACCAUAUCCGAUACCUUAAAUGUCGUAACACCAUAUUCUCAAUUGACCCAACCUGUUAAACCAUUAACUAGGUCGUCAUCGACUUCAUUACCUUCAGAAAAAUCAUCACAAAUAUCGCUUAAUCAUCAUCGCAAUAAUGAUGAAUCAUUUGAUCAUGUACUGCAAAACGAAAAUGAAAACGAUGAUAUCAAUUGGAAACAUAAUUCACCAUCAUGGGAAUUGGGGAAGAACGAUAUGAAAGAAGAGGUGAUAGAGGAUGGUGAACUUGUGCUUGCACGCUCUUCAUCUAAUGAAUCUAUAACUGAACCGUUUGAUUAUUUGAAUUCAUUUAGAUGUUAUAAAACACCAAUUGAACAAAGCAGCUAUGCUAAGCUCAAAAGAUCAUUUUCAGGAGUUUCUACUCGUGAUUCAUCAUCAUCAUCACUGGGGAAGAAAUGGAGUAUUUUCAAUAAAAGGGGAACUGAUCAGUUACAAAAAAACAAUACUCAUGAUCAGACUAUUGAGAAACAAAAUUCAAGAAAUAGACUUUAUCGAAUAAUCAGUCGUAGAUGA
This is a messenger RNA of Lodderomyces orthopsilosis Co 90-125, 1392 nucleotides long. RefSeq lists its product as uncharacterized. Bases 1 to 1392 code for a protein of 463 amino acids. The transcript has a single exon. The record is from RefSeq and is a predicted model, not a curated record. NCBI's taxonomy places the organism in Eukaryota, Fungi, Ascomycota, Pichiomycetes, Serinales, Debaryomycetaceae. Gene Ontology annotation, molecular function: heme binding; oxygen binding.